Messenger RNA from Oryza brachyantha (malo sina), 1953 nucleotides. Its product is annotated as tubulin gamma-2 chain. Gene Ontology annotation, molecular function: GTP binding; structural constituent of cytoskeleton. The record is from RefSeq and is a predicted model, not a curated record. Gene Ontology annotation, biological process: mitotic spindle organization; mitotic sister chromatid segregation; cytoplasmic microtubule organization. Lineage: Eukaryota; Viridiplantae; Streptophyta; Magnoliopsida; Poales; Poaceae. The coding region runs from base 179 to 1588 and encodes 469 amino acids. The transcript has 12 exons. Gene Ontology annotation, cellular component: centrosome; gamma-tubulin complex; microtubule.
CUCCUCUCCUCAGUUGGUAGGCGAGGCAAAGGCAGCAGCAGGCCGCGGCGGCUCAGCCCUAGCGUCGCGUCCACUCCAAGCAACACCCCACCCAAAACCCGCCUCCGCCUCCGCCUCCGCCUCCGCCGCCGCCGCCGCCAGCGCCAGGGAGUGAGGUGUGAGGGGGCGAGGAAGGAAGAUGCCGCGCGAGAUCAUCACCAUACAGGUGGGGCAAUGCGGGAACCAGAUCGGGAUGGAGUUCUGGAAGCAGCUCUGCCUCGAGCACGGCAUCGGCAAGGACGGCCUCCUCGAGGACUUCGCCACCCAGGGUGGAGAUAGGAAGGAUGUUUUCUUCUACCAGGCUGAUGACCAGCAUUACAUACCCAGGGCUCUUCUUGUGGAUCUAGAGCCGAGAGUGAUCAAUGGAAUACAGAACAGUGAAUACAGGAAUCUGUACAAUCAUGAGAAUAUAUUUGUGGCUGAGCAUGGAGGUGGUGCUGGAAACAACUGGGCUAGUGGAUAUCACCAGGGUGAGCAAGUUGUUGAUGAUAUCAUGGAUAUGAUAGACAGAGAAGCGGAUGGAAGUGAUAGCCUUGAGGGUUUUGUGUUGUGCCACUCAAUUGCUGGUGGAACUGGUUCAGGUAUGGGUUCAUACCUGUUGGAGACUCUAAAUGACCGAUACAGCAAAAAGCUUGUCCAGACGUACAGUGUUUUCCCGAAUCAGAUGGAAACAAGUGAUGUUGUUGUCCAGCCAUACAACUCGCUCUUAACUCUGAAGCGGCUGACACUGAAUGCUGACUGUGUGGUUGUUCUUGACAAUACGGCCCUUAAUAGGAUUGCUGUGGAGCGUCUUCAUUUAGCAAAUCCUACUUUUGCACAAACAAACUCUUUGGUCUCCACAGUUAUGUCUGCGAGCACAACUACUCUGAGGUAUCCUGGAUAUAUGAACAAUGACCUGGUUGGCCUUCUUGCCUCUUUGAUCCCUACUCCAAGGUGUCAUUUUCUGAUGACAGGUUACACUCCAUUGACUGUUGAACGCCAGGUUAACAUGAUACGCAAGACAACAGUAUUAGAUGUUAUGAGGCGACUUCUGCAGACAAAGAAUAUAAUGGUGUCAUCAUAUGCUCGGAACAAGGAAGCUAGCCAGGCUAAGUACAUCUCCAUACUCAACAUCAUUCAGGGAGAGGUGGACCCUACACAGGUCCAUGAGAGCCUACAAAGGAUACGCGAAAGGAAGCUUGUUAACUUCAUAGAGUGGGGACCUGCAAGCAUUCAGGUUGCCUUGUCAAGAAAAUCUCCAUAUGUACAAACUACUCAUAGGGUUAGUGGUUUGAUGUUGGCAAAUCAUACUAGUAUCCGUCACUUAUUCAGCAAAUGCCUGGGGCAGUAUGAAAAGCUUAGGAAAAAGCAAGCUUUCCUUGACAACUACAGAAAGUUUCCAAUGUUUGAGGAUAAUGAUCUCUCUGAAUUUGAUGAAUCUCGAGAAAUUAUAGAGAGCUUAGUUGAUGAGUACAAGGCUUGUGAAUCACCAGACUACAUCAAAUGGGGAAUGGAGGAAGCUGGAGAGGCAAACGUUGCGGCUGCACUCGAUUCCAAGUUAGUGGUGUAAAUAUCAAGGUCCUACAAAGAUGCAAACUCUAAUUGCCUGAUGGUCAUCACUUCGAUGGCAGCUGCUCGACUUGUUCCCAGUUCCCACUCGUGUUAGUGUUAGAUCCGCCCCUCUGCAUUCUUUGAAGUUUGCCUCUCGUGUUAGUGUUACAGCCUGUGCGCCAUGAUUGUAUAUCUUGAGACCCACUGUGAACUGGCCGUUGUGCUGCUCCGUUUUGGGUCGCAAUUUCUGCUGAUGAUGUUUUCUUUCUUUCUUUCUUUCUUCUUUGUGGGUGUGUGAUGUAUUGAUACCGAUACUGAUAUGGUUUUUUGUGCCAAAGGUUUCAUGCAGAGCUCGAUUUGUUGCUGCAGACCAUUGACUUAAAA